Messenger RNA from Racocetra persica, 180 nucleotides. Lineage: Eukaryota; Fungi; Glomeromycota; Glomeromycetes; Diversisporales; Gigasporaceae. The record is from the annotation of a GenBank genome assembly.
GCAAAAGAGACAAUUAAUGGAAUUCCCCAAGUGAUAAAACUAUACGAUAAGUCAUCUAGUAGUGGCAAUAACGUAUUGCUAAGAGAAUUAGGUUUUUCUUUUACACUAAACAAAAAGACAAAAGCAAUUGGAAAUAGCGUGUUAAUAAGAGCAUCGUAUAAAUCUUUAUCAGAUGAAUAA